Messenger RNA from Helobdella robusta, 516 nucleotides. RefSeq lists its product as hypothetical. Bases 1 to 516 code for a protein of 171 amino acids. The transcript has 2 exons. NCBI's taxonomy places the organism in Eukaryota, Metazoa, Annelida, Clitellata, Rhynchobdellida, Glossiphoniidae. The record is from RefSeq and is a predicted model, not a curated record.
AUGGCACCGGCUAUAAAAAUAUGGGCAGCAAUAAUACAAAAUCUGGGAUGUGACAUAAUAAUAACGCCAAGCGUAUUUGAUGUGUUAGAACAUUCCAAUAGAUAUGUUUUACCCCAGCCGUUUUCAAAUAUAAAAUUAAACAGUGUGAUAGAAAAACAACAACACAUCAACAUCGGGGAUAUACAUGAAAUAGUCGUAAUAGACUCAAGUAAUAAAGAGCAUGAAGAUGAUCAUGUUUUACCCCAGCCGUUUUCAAAUAUAAAAUUAAACAGUGUGAUAGAAAAACAACAACACAUCAACAUCGGGGAUAUACAUGAAAUAGUCGUAAUAGACUCAAGUAAUAAAGAGCAUGAAGAUGAUCAAGAAGACAAACUUGCUAUAGCAAUUGGAGCCAUUAGCAAAAUACGUCAUUUCGUUCUAACAACAACUUUGAACACACUCUUUGCCACAUGUUUCAUACUGCAAUACAGUUUGGGCAAGUACUUAUUCGACGAUUACUGGUCCCAAGAGCAGUAA